UCGAAUCGGUUUUAAGGUUUCAAAGUUCCUACGGUUUCGCAAGAGGGUCAUCAGCUGUACUGAUGGUGAUGAAUAAUGCACUUCAUAUCAUCUACCUGUUGAUUUGGUUAUAGUUUGAUAUUUUUGAAAUGGACCAUUUCUGAAAUAGAGCUUUAUCUAUGGUGGCAUAUAUCUAUUGAAGGCGCUACCCCGUGACUAACGUAUUUUGGCUAAUACGUGAAGUGUUUGUAAUCUAAUUGGCAACCAACACGGUGUGACUAUGGGAUAAGCCGUUAAUAGAAUCAGAAGCUGUGUUUGAUGGAAGAGUGUUCUCCCAAGACACCAACAUGGUCCCCGUUUGUUCCAAUGGUGAGAAUGUGAAAUGUGCUGGGCGUGAUUGUGAAAUGUCGUUACCUUCGAUGUACAAGUUUGUGAUUUAUCUGUCAAUGCUGGUGGUGGCUGAGACUGCAUCUGUGGUAGACCAGCUUCUGUAGAGUAUGAUCGAGAAUAAAGAGGAUCUACAAAGGAAUCAUAGCGGAUUAUUUGCGAACGACAAUCCAAGAAAUUGAGUUCCCCUGGAAAUGGACGAGCGCCCCGAUUCUGAUAUUGCAGCAUCCUCGGAUAGCAUCCAGUACGACAGGCUCAAAUAUGCUGACCCGGAAGCGCUGAUGCGUCAUCUGUACUACGCAUGUAUGAGGAAUGUCACCAGUAACAGUGGUGGUUCUUCCGCUGGACAAGUGGCAGCAGCAGCGUUGAAGAGCGGCGUCAACCCCAGAAAUAUCCGACAGGUGCAGCAGACGCAACUGUUCUGUCCCAGGCGUUUCGAUGGCUGGACCUGCUGGGAACCCCAACCGGCCGGUUCGGUUGCCCAAAACUAUUGUCCCAAUUUUGUGCUUGGUUUCGACGCGAAUCGUUUGGCCUACCGGAUAUGCCAUGCCAAUGGAUCCUGGUUUACGCAUCCUGAUUCUGGCAGGGAAUGGUCCAACUACACCAACUGCAUUGAUGUGGAUGAUAUGAAGUUUCGGCGGUUGGUUAACGACCUGUACAUCGGCGGCUACACCAUCUCGCUCGUAACGCUCAUCGCGUCGCUGUGCAUCUUCGUUAGCUUUAGGACUCUCAAAUGUACUCGCAUACGCAUCCACAUCAACUUGUUCAUCUCCCUGGCGCUGAGCUGCAUCUUUUGGAUUGUUUGGUACAAGUUCGUUGUCGAAGAUCCGGACGUAACCAACAUGAACGGGAACUGGUGUAUAGCGUUGCACAUCCUGUUGCAUUAUCUAAUGCUAGUAAACUAUUUCUGGAUGUUCUGCGAAGGAUUGCACCUUCAUCUAGUGCUCGUGAUAGUGUUCAUCAAAGAUGCAAUAGCAUUACGCUGGUUCUUCACCAUAGGAUGGAUUAUUCCGGUGGCAAUCAUAUCGAUCUAUGCUUACAUUCGGAAUAAAUACUCACUCGACACGGAGCACUGCUGGAUGAACGAAAGUCACGCGAUGUGGCUGCUGACGAUUCCGGUGUGCUUCUCGCUCGUUGCCUCGCUAGUGUUCCUCAUCAACGUGGUCCGGGUUCUGCUGACCAAGCUCAACUCUACCUCACCCAAUCCGGCCCCGCUCGGUUUGAGGAAGGCCACCCGAGCGACACUGAUUUUGAUUCCGCUGUUUGGCCUGCAGCACAUCCUGCUGCCGUUGCGUCCGGACAAGGGGUGCGCGCUGGAACCCUACUACCAGGUGGUUUCGGCGGUGCUGAUCAGCCUGCAGGGGGCGUGCGUUUCCUGUUUGUUCUGCUUCGCGAAUCACGACGUGAUUUUUGCCAUCCAGUGCCAGCUGAGCCGGUUCUUCCCGCAGCUGGUGCGUCAUCCGUUCCGCGAAAGCUACAACGGCGGCCAACCGGCCACGCAGAGCCGCGAUAUGGUGGUAUGACUGCUGGGCUUCCGGCGCGGCACGAAGACGACCGGAAGUCAUGAGGUUAUCGAUGAUUGCAUCGAAGGUGGAGUGUAGAGGAGCGUAUGCCGGUGGGAAUUCAGUGUACAAAAAUCGAUAAAACAAAGGAUAUUUUUAGAUGUUAGUUGUGGGAUGGAAUCGCAGAGAUCGUGUUUAUUUUUCGCUGUAUGAUCGGAUUGAUGUGGUUUCAAAUUCUAUGGGUAAUAUUUUAUCUCGAACGUUGGGUCUAUUAGGAAAUGAAAUGCAGUGCCAAAAUAAAUUCAAGAAAAUGGUCAAUCGGUGUCACUUUAGUGUGGUCACAACUCUUGAAGAGUGGGAUCAAUUCUACGAGCAAAGUGUCCAUUCAAAAUAUUCCGACUGAAUUCGAUCGUGCAAUUAAAAUGGGAUUAGUCAACACUCUACUCGUAGAAUUAUAU
Molecule: messenger RNA, 2326 nt
Organism: Armigeres subalbatus
Lineage: Eukaryota; Metazoa; Arthropoda; Insecta; Diptera; Culicidae
Gene: hec
Product: calcitonin gene-related peptide type 1 receptor
Exons: 10
Coding region: 561-1889 (442 amino acids)
Biological process (GO): cell surface receptor signaling pathway; adenylate cyclase-modulating G protein-coupled receptor signaling pathway
Cellular component (GO): plasma membrane
Molecular function (GO): G protein-coupled peptide receptor activity
Source: RefSeq, a predicted model, not a curated record